GGCGCGCACUCACCCACCCGCGCCGGAGCGGACCUUUGGCUUGGCUUGUCAGGGCUUGUCCAGGAGUUCCGCUCCUCUCUCCAACCGGGGUCCCCCUCCAGCGACCCUAAAGCUUCCCAGACUUCCGCUUCAAUUCCUGUCCGCCCCCCACGCCCACCUCAACGUGAAGCGCAGUGGUCUCCGAGGAGCGCCGGAGCUGCCCCGCCUGCCCAGCGGGGUCAGCACUUCGCAUCAAGGCCCAAGAAAAGCAAGUCCUCCAGCGUUCUGAGCACCCGGGCCUGAGGGAAGGUCCUAACAGCCCCCGGGAGCCAGUCUCCAACGCCUCCCACAGCAGCCCGCCGCUCCCAGGUGCCCGCGUGCGCCGCUGCCGCCGCAAUCCCGCACGCGUCCCGCGCCCGCCCCACUUUGCCUAUCCCCGGGACUAAGACGGGGGAGCUUGUGGCCCUGCCAGAGCUGAAAACAAUCAACUCAUGCUGAGAGGAAACCACACUGAGAGGAAACCAUGCUGAAAGAUCAAGGCUAGAGAGCAUAAGCACUGCCUGCAGCCUAACAUCUUGGCUUCUCCAUGAAGAAUACCAUAUUUUUUAAACUUUCCAGAAAAUAACUGAAAAGGAAUCAUUGGAUCAGGCUCUCCCCUCCCAUGGUCUCCCAUUAUUGCCUCUGAUCACGUCUGGAGUAGGUCCUGUUACCAUCCUAUUUUAUAGAAAAGAAACUUGGAAAGACUUGCCCAAAGUCACACAGUUACUAGGUAACAGAAGUGAACUUCCAAAGCCUAUGCUGAAUCCAUUUCCUCUUCGGUUACCUCAGUGGCCUUAUCAUCAAGAUGUAAACUCCCUAACUCCCAUGUGAUGUUGAUGCCACGUUCUGGAAAGGACACAUGAAGUAGCAAGAGUCUUUGCUCAGGGAAACCACUCAUCAGUUCAGUUGUUUACCUCAAACAGAAUCCUGUGAAGCAGCUCCAGCUAUGUGUGAAGAAGAGGACAGCACUGCCUUGGUGUGUGACAAUGGCUCUGGGCUCUGUAAGGCCGGCUUUGCUGGGGACGAUGCUCCCAGGGCUGUUUUCCCAUCCAUUGUGGGACGUCCCAGACAUCAGGGGGUGAUGGUGGGAAUGGGACAAAAAGACAGCUACGUGGGUGACGAAGCACAGAGCAAAAGAGGAAUCCUGACCCUGAAGUACCCGAUAGAACAUGGCAUCAUCACCAACUGGGACGACAUGGAAAAGAUCUGGCACCACUCUUUCUACAAUGAGCUUCGUGUUGCCCCUGAAGAGCAUCCCACCCUGCUCACGGAGGCGCCCCUGAACCCCAAGGCCAACCGGGAGAAAAUGACUCAAAUUAUGUUUGAGACUUUCAAUGUCCCAGCCAUGUAUGUGGCUAUCCAGGCGGUGCUGUCCCUCUACGCCUCUGGACGCACAACUGGCAUCGUGCUGGACUCUGGAGAUGGUGUCACCCACAAUGUCCCCAUCUAUGAGGGCUAUGCCUUGCCCCAUGCCAUCAUGCGUCUGGAUCUGGCUGGCCGAGAUCUCACUGACUACCUCAUGAAGAUCCUGACUGAGCGUGGCUAUUCCUUCGUUACUACCGCUGAGCGUGAGAUUGUCCGGGACAUCAAGGAGAAACUGUGUUAUGUAGCUCUGGACUUUGAAAAUGAGAUGGCCACUGCCGCAUCCUCAUCCUCCCUUGAGAAGAGUUACGAGUUGCCUGAUGGGCAAGUGAUCACCAUCGGAAAUGAACGUUUCCGCUGCCCAGAGACCCUGUUCCAGCCAUCCUUCAUUGGGAUGGAGUCUGCAGGCAUCCAUGAAACCACCUACAACAGCAUCAUGAAGUGUGAUAUUGACAUCAGGAAGGACCUCUAUGCUAACAAUGUCCUAUCAGGGGGCACCACUAUGUACCCUGGCAUUGCCGACCGAAUGCAGAAGGAGAUCACGGCCCUAGCACCCAGCACCAUGAAGAUCAAGAUCAUUGCCCCUCCGGAGCGCAAAUACUCUGUCUGGAUCGGUGGCUCCAUCCUGGCCUCUCUGUCCACCUUCCAGCAGAUGUGGAUCAGCAAACAGGAAUACGAUGAAGCCGGGCCUUCCAUUGUCCACCGCAAAUGCUUCUAAAACACUUUCCUGCUCCUCUCUGUCUCUAGCACACAACUGUGAAUGUUCUGUGGAAUUAUGCCUUCAGUUCUUUUCCAAAUCAUUCCUAGCCAAAGCUCUGACUCGUUACCUAUGUGUUUUUUAAUAAAUCUGAAAUAGGCUACUGGUAA
Gorilla gorilla gorilla (western lowland gorilla) is the source of this 2247-nucleotide messenger RNA. RefSeq names its product actin alpha 2, smooth muscle (gene ACTA2). The record is from RefSeq and is a predicted model, not a curated record. The transcript has 13 exons. NCBI's taxonomy places the organism in Eukaryota, Metazoa, Chordata, Mammalia, Primates, Hominidae. The coding region runs from base 965 to 2098 and encodes 377 amino acids.